Cercocebus atys (sooty mangabey) is the source of this 1965-nucleotide messenger RNA. It is a transcript of the gene AGR2, whose product is annotated as anterior gradient 2. Gene Ontology annotation, molecular function: dystroglycan binding. The coding region runs from base 964 to 1491 and encodes 175 amino acids. Lineage: Eukaryota; Metazoa; Chordata; Mammalia; Primates; Cercopithecidae. The transcript is spliced from 8 exons. Gene Ontology annotation, cellular component: endoplasmic reticulum. The record is from RefSeq and is a predicted model, not a curated record.
AUUCUGAGAUUUUAAAGACUGCACGCAACUUCAUGAACAAAAUACAGGAUUAACAUUUUCUGACAGAAAAUUUAAAUUCCAGUUUUAAAAUCUUCAGGGAGUAAUUAAAUAAUCUUGAGUGGAAAAAAAAAAUUAGUUGCAGAUCUUAGUUUUUAGGUCUGAAAAAAUGGAGUAAAUGGCUUCCUGCUUGCGUAGCAGGAAAGUUUGCCUUUAAGUAAGAAAUUAUCUGUAAAAUACCUUUGAACUCUGUGGAGGGAAGUUGCUGCACACAUUCAAUGGCAAGGUAAUUAUUACAAGCUCCCAGUAUUAGGCUGUUUUUUUCCCAAUACUUCCUCAGUUUUGAAAUAUUAUAUGGGUUACUUGAUUUGUAUUUUUUUCAUACCUGCAGAAGUUAGGGUGCAUUUUUUUGACAGGAGUGGGGAAGUAUUGUAGAAAAUAAUUUUUAUCAUAAUGGAGUAUGGCAGGUUAUGUGACUGUGAGGUUCAGAAUUGUGAAUCAUCUCUUGUGUGUUUUCAAGUAAAUAAAGGCAAUCUGCCCACGGGGCAGAACAAAAAAAAAUCUACAAACUACAAACUCCGUCCAAUCACAUAAAGACAAAUCAGCCUUCAGGCAAAUCAAAUGUCUUCAUUCAAAGUCUACCUGGAUUUGGCACUCUGCCCAUCGUUUCAAAACCUCUUAACAAUACACUUCACAAAUAGUUAAAAACAUGUAUACUGAAAAGCCUACUUUUGCAAUGUUAUUUUUAAAAACAAGGAACUCUUUAACCCAGGGAAGAUAAUCACUUGGGAAAAAGAAGGUUUGUUUCUGAGUUAGCAACAAGUAAAUGCAGCACUAGUGGGUGGGAUUGAGGUGUGCCCUGGUGCAUAAAUAGAGACUCAGCUGUGCUGGCACACUCAGAAGCUUGGACCGCAUCCUAGCCGCCGGCUCACACAAGGCAGGUGGGUGAGGAAAUCCAGAGUUGCCAUGGAGAAAAUUUCAGUGUCAGCAUUCUUGCUCCUUGUGGCCCUCUCCUACACUCUGGCCAGAGAUACUACAGUCAAACCUGGAGCUAAAAAGGACACAAAGGACUCUCGACCCAAACUGCCCCAGACCCUCUCCAGAGGUUGGGGUGACCAACUCAUCUGGACUCAGACAUAUGAAGAAGCUUUAUACAAAUCCAAGACAAGCAACAAACCCUUGAUGAUUAUCCAUCACUUGGAUGAAUGCCCACACAGUCAAGCUUUAAAGAAAGUGUUUGCUGAAAAUAAAGAAAUCCAGAAAUUGGCAGAGCAGUUUGUCCUCCUCAAUCUGGUUUAUGAAACAACUGACAAACACCUUUCUCCUGAUGGCCAGUAUGUCCCCAGGAUUAUGUUUGUUGACCCAUCUCUGACAGUUAGAGCCGAUAUCACUGGAAGAUACUCAAAUCGUCUCUAUGCUUACGAACCUGCAGAUACAGCUCUGUUGCUUGACAACAUGAAGAAAGCUCUCAAGUUGCUGAAGACCGAAUUGUAAAGAAAAAAAUCUGCAAGCCCUUCUGUCUAUGUCAGGCCUUGAGACUUGAAACCAGAAGAAGUGUGAGAAGACUGGCAAGUGUGGAAGCAUAGUGAGCACACUGAUUAGGUUAUGGUUUAAUGUUACAACAACUGUUUUUUAAGAAAAACAAGUUUUAGAAAUCUGGUUUCAAGUGUACAUGUGUGAAAACAACAUUGUAUACUACCAUAGUGAGCCAUGAUUUUCUUAAAAAAAUAAAUCCUUUUGGGGGUGUUCUGUUUUUUCCAACUUGGUCUUUCACAGUGGUUCGUUUACCAAAUAGGAUUAAACACACACAAAAUGCUCAAGGAAGGGACAAGACAAAACCAAAACUACUUCAAAUGAUGAAGACCAAAGACCAAGUUAUCUCAUCACACCACAGGUUCUCAGUAGAUGACUAUAAGUAGACCUGAGCUUAAUCAACAGAAGUAUCAAGCCAAGUGCUUUAGCAUAAAA